This is a messenger RNA of Manis javanica (Malayan pangolin), 458 nucleotides long. The record is from RefSeq and is a predicted model, not a curated record. Lineage: Eukaryota; Metazoa; Chordata; Mammalia; Pholidota; Manidae.
AUUUCUACACCUAGACCAUCUUCUCCAAGUGAAUUACCUGAAGAAGAGAGCGUUUUAUUUAACAAACUGACCUACUUAGGGUGUAUGAAGGUUUCUUCCCCACGUAAUGAAGUGGAGGCCUUACGGGCAAUGUCAACUAUGAAAUCUUCCAGUCAGUACCCCUUUCCUGUUACUUUGUAUGUGCCAAAUGUGCCAGAAGGUUCUGUGAGAAUCAUAGACCAAUCCAACAAUAUGGAGAUAGCUUCUUUUCCAAUCUAUAAAGUGUUAUUCUGUGCACGUGGACAUGAUGGGACAGCAGAGAGCAACUGCUUUGCAUUUACCGAGAGUUCCCAUGGAUCAGAAGAUUUUCAGAUACAUAUUUUCACCUGUGAAAUUAAAGAGGCAGUAAGUAAAGAGGCAUAAUAUUUCUGAACUCUGAUCUCAGUUUUAUAAAUUAGAAUGUAUGACCAUGUACCAUA